AGGUUAAUACGAUGCAACAACGAUGGGCUACGAAGAAAGCCGGGGGUUCAUCACAUAAUGGACGUGACUCGGCUGGUAAAAGGUUAGGAGUGAAGAAAACUGGUGGCGAAUACGUCAAAGCAGGAAAUAUCAUUGUUCGACAAAGGGGCACGAGAUUUCACCCUGGAGAACAU
Funneliformis caledonium is the source of this 173-nucleotide messenger RNA. The record is from the annotation of a GenBank genome assembly. Lineage: Eukaryota; Fungi; Glomeromycota; Glomeromycetes; Glomerales; Glomeraceae.